Messenger RNA from Cotesia congregata, 432 nucleotides. NCBI's taxonomy places the organism in Eukaryota, Metazoa, Arthropoda, Insecta, Hymenoptera, Braconidae. The record is from the annotation of a GenBank genome assembly.
AUGAAUCGUUUUUUGUUGUUGUUCAUACUAAAUUUUGUGGCAGUUUACGAAGCGAAUGCGUGCAGCUGCGUAGGGUUCUCUCUACAAGAACAAUUUUGUCACUCUGACUUUGUAAUUAAAGUUAAGGUUGAGGAUGUUGCGAAAAUGAAUCAGUCAUCGAUUUUAAUAUAUCAAGUGAAUAUAUUAGAAACUUACAAGGCUACUGAUGAAGCAAAAUCCGCUCUUCAACUUAAACUUUUAACAACCAAUCCUAUACUUGGAAUGUGCGGACUUGAACUUCAGCGAGAUCAAGUUGCUGUUGUGGGUGGAAAAAUAAUAAACGGACAACCAAACAUCGGUAUUUGCUAUUUGCAUAUACGGAACUCAGGAGAAAUAGAAGCUCAGGAGACUAACCUUCGUGAAAAUUUUGUUAAAUCUUGCGUUUCAGCUUAA